CAUCAACUGCCCAAACAUCCUCAAUUUUAACUAAAUUCUCCCGCCGGCCGUAGAGAGACACGCAAACUUACUCAUACAACAAUGGCCUUCACUUCGUUCCUAUUUUGUCCCAUACAACUCUCCCCAAACCCAACACUCCUAAGCCGCCAUCGUCGGAAGACCCCCGGAACCGUGGCCGCCGUUCCACCACUAUCCACUGCCACCGACGUCUCCGUCGUGGGUAAUCCAUUCGACAGCACCACUCUAGCUGUCAUCGGUGGAAGUUCUGUGGCAGCACUCGCGGCCGUGCUUUCCUUCACCGAUCCUGAGAGGCGGCGGCAAAUCCAGGCGGAGGAAGUGGGCGGCGGGGACAAGGAAGUGGUCAGGGAGUACUUUAACAACGAUGGGUUCCAGCGGUGGCGCAGGAUAUAUGGAGAGACGGAUGAUGUUAACAAAGUGCAGCUAGACAUAAGAAUUGGGCACGCGAAAACUGUGGAGAAUGUGAUGAAGAUGCUGACGGAUGAGGGGUCAUUGAAGGGCGUUACAGUGUGUGAUGCCGGGUGUGGGACCGGAAGUUUGUCGAUUCCAUUGGCGAAGGAGGGCGCCGUGGUGUCUGCCAGUGAUAUCUCGGCUGCUAUGGUUGCUGAAGCUGAGAAA
Molecule: messenger RNA, 636 nt
Organism: Olea europaea var. sylvestris
Lineage: Eukaryota; Viridiplantae; Streptophyta; Magnoliopsida; Lamiales; Oleaceae
Product: magnesium protoporphyrin IX methyltransferase, chloroplastic-like
Exons: 1
Source: RefSeq, a predicted model, not a curated record